AUGUCUGAGCGUGCCCCACGCCGCUCGACCGACGAGGAGGCAGCCCCAUUACUGCGAGAUGACGAUGACGACGUAGGCAGCACCCAAGAAGAAGAAGAGCCUACCCUACUCGAGCGACUGAACUCAAUCGCUCAAGAACCGUUGACUCCAUUAACUCAAAUCCUUCUCGUUGUCGCACUCGUUCUCCUACUACUUAGCGCCGUCUUUAUCGGCCUUUUUGCCGGAGAAUAUACCAAGCUCAAACAGCGUGAACGAGAAGACGGACCAAGACCAACGGUCACCGUUACCCAAACGGCGAUAGUGACUACGACCGCGAAGCCUCCUGGCCCAACCGGCAGUCCAGCCGAGGAAGUCUGUAUCACUCCCGAAUGCAUCAAGCUUUCGGCUAGCAUUUUAUCAUCUCUCGAUGUCUCCAAGGACCCCUGCGAGAACUUUUUCGAAUUCGCCAACGGAGGUUGGAUUGCUUCGCACCCAUUGCCAGCCGACAAGGGCUCUUUCGGUCAAUUUGAAGCUCUCUCCAUCGACAACAAACGUGUGGUGCAACAUUUCCUUGAAACACCCUCUGCAACCUCAUCGUUCACCACUUCGGCGGACGAGCAACUGCUUCAUAAACUUCGCAGUUUCUACAACUCAUGUCUGAACGAGAACAGGCUGGAUGAGAUUGGAACUGAACCAUUGCUUCGAUUUGUAAAGACUGUCAAGAAGUUGUUCAGAGGCGAAGGUUUUGAGAUUUCUGAAACUAGCUCUGAGGAUGACCUCAGCGGGCUUACACCCGCUUUAGCCUUUCUUCACUCCCGAGGUGUUCCUGCGCUUUUCUCCUUCGAAAUUGAAGGAGACGCUGGCAUUGACCCCAACUUCAUGGUACCAUGGUUUGAUCAAGCAUCUUUGGGUCUACCAGCGAAGGAUUACUAUGCCGAGCCCGAUAUCGUCUCAAUAUAUCAGAACGUCAUCGAACGACUCUUCAAGACGCUUUUGGAUGAAGAAGACAAACCCCCCACCCCGACUUUGGUGGAGAAUGAUGCUUGGCCUUCAUGGCCUUGGCCUCCGUGGGACCCUGAUGACGAGCCUGACAAGGACAAGACCAACAACACUGAAAAGGCGCGUCAACUCGCAGAAGAUGUUGUUGCAUUUGAGACCAAGCUCGCAAACGUCACCCUCGAUGCGGACGCGUAUCAAGAUCCGUUCUUCACAUAUAACCGAGUUCCAUUGCAGAACCUCACCGAGUCGCUUCCGCAAGUCAGCUUCCCUGACUACUUUGCGACAUUUGCGCCACGUACCUUCCCCGAGAACAUUAUCGUUACCUACCCCGCCUAUCCAGUCGCUGUCUCGGAGCUGUUAAGCUCUACCUCCAAUGACACGAUUGAGGCUUAUCUGGUCGCUCGUGCGGCGCUUGCCCUCUCGCCGAAUCUGGGUAUGUCAACGGAGGCAUGGGCAGCGCAGCGGUCGCUGUUGGAGACCCUCACCGGAAUCAAAAAGGGUGCUGUUGGCGACCGUGCGGAAUAUUGUGUUGGCAAAGUAGAAUCGACUCUUGGCUUUGCGGCUGGCCGGUACUUUGUGAAUGCCACCUUCGGCGGAGACUCGAGGGAGAAGGGCACCAAGAUCAUCGAAGAUAUCGUUAAGGCUUUCAAGGCGUCGCUUCCUAAUGUGCCCUGGCUGGACAAGGAGUCGGCCGACGCAGCCGCGGGCAAGGCAGAUGCUAUACGCAUCAAAGUUGGCUACCCCAUCUCGCCAAAUACCAGGGAUCCGUCGUCAAUCCUAAGGUACUACAGUACUGUGAAGAUUGACCAAGAUACCUACUUCGACAAUAUUCUCAACGCCGCAGGUAGCGACAUGUUCAAGAUGUGGCUAAAAGUGGGUCAAAGGCGGAACGAAGACGAAUGGCUCAUGUGGCCGUCCAUGGUCAACGCCUAUUUCAACCCACCAUCGAACGAAAUCGUCUUCCCUGCUGGUAUUCUCCAGCCACCGUUCUUCUCGCAUGACUGGCCAUUGUACCUAUCCUAUGGCGCAUUUGGUCAGGUAGCAGCCCACGAGCUUACGCACGCUUUUGAUUCUGCGGGACGGCUGUAUAAUCAAGAUGGGAAGUUAAGCAAGAGUGCAUCGAAACCCAAUAUUCCAGCAAGUUUUUUUGCGCUAGGGCGUUGGCCGUGUCCUGAUCACUGUUCUGCAGACUACACCGUGGACGACGGCAAAGGGGGCGUAAUCCACGUAAACGGCAAUUUAACAUCUGGCGAGAAUAUCGGUGACUCGGGGCUAAUUCAAGCAUAUCGGGCAUGGAAGGCGCAGUUCGACGAGUCGAAGAAGGCUGGUAACGAGUAUCUGUUGCCUGGACUAAACUAUACCCGGGAGCAACUGUUCUUCCUCGCGUUUGGAAGGAUCUGGGGGAAUAACAUGAAGACUGCUGCCCUGGUGCAACGCGUCAGGACGGACCCACAUUCCCCCAAUAUUUUCCGUGUGGAGGGCACGUUAUCGAAUAUACCGGAGUUUGCUGCUGCUUUCAAGUGUCCAAAGGGCUCGAAGCUUAACCCUCCAGAUGAACAACGCUGUUUGUUCUGGUCGUAA
This is a messenger RNA of Mycena indigotica, 2559 nucleotides long. Its product is annotated as Endothelin-converting enzyme 1. The record is from RefSeq and is a predicted model, not a curated record. Gene Ontology annotation, molecular function: metalloendopeptidase activity. The transcript is spliced from 18 exons. Bases 1 to 2559 code for a protein of 852 amino acids. Gene Ontology annotation, biological process: protein processing. NCBI's taxonomy places the organism in Eukaryota, Fungi, Basidiomycota, Agaricomycetes, Agaricales, Mycenaceae. Gene Ontology annotation, cellular component: plasma membrane.